AUGAAAGAAGGGUCUGACUAUGUCUCAUCAACCGGAAGUGACGAGGAGUCUGCUGUCGAGCCAUCACACCAUACACAAUCCACACCAUUUGUUGCUCACAACAUUGGUAACGGUGAAAAGUACUCCUUCCGAGAGGCUCUCAGAGAUGUCCUUCACAUGGUUCCAGACGAAAUCUACACUCGCGAUUUGCUCCGCCCACUCGAGGGUGGUGGUCAAGAUCGUCUGAAAGAGUUGGGUAUCAGAGCUAGGGCUUUCCAUAAAUUCUUCACCGUCUGGGAGGCACUUCAUGUUGUUGCUGAUACAAAGCUGACCUAUGUCCGCGACGAUGUCAUCAACUACCUAGAGAAUGCCCCUGAGAAAGAACUUGCCGAUGUCUCAGACCUGGAGCGCGGAGACAUCAUCAGAGCCUACGAGAGGUACAGAGCAUUCUUGGCAAAAUUGUCGAGUAUUCUUUACCCAUACACAUCUCCUUACUUUGCGGACCAUUUGACUCUCCAUGCACACUUCCGCAAUGGUGGUCGUGGUAUUGUUCUCUCUGGCAAUGACAAGCAAGCGCCCUUUAUCUUGACUUCGAUCAUGUCCUUCCGCAAGCUGGGAUGUAAACUUCCAGUCGAGAUCAUGUAUCUCGGCGAGAACGAUCUCAACGAUGAUUGGAGGAUGAGGCUUGAGUCCAUCCCUGGCGUUGUCACUCGCGAUUUGAGUCAGAUGGUUUCUGACGAAGGAUGGGAGCUCAAGGGAUGGGCAUCUAAGGCAUUCGCUCUACUCAUGUCUAGCUUUCGCGAGGUUAUCUACCUUGAUGCCGAUACCUUGUUCUUUGUCAACCCUGCAGAGCUGUUCGAAGAUCCUGGCUACAUCGAAACUGGCGCUUUGUUCUUCCGCGACAGAGUUUACGCUCCUUCGUCUCGCAAGCAGUGGCUCAAAGACAUCCUUCCCAAGCCUAUCUCGAAGAAAGCGCAGACUUCUCGUUACUGGACUGGUGAAAGUCGUGAGCAACAAGAAUCCGGUUGUCUUGUUGUGGAUAAGUGGCGUCAUCUCGUUGCUAUGUUGACUGUCACCCGUAUGAAUGGGCCUGAUCGCGAUGAUAAUGCCAAGACUGGUGCUAAAGGCGUCUACUCGCUAUUCUAUGGCGACAAGGAGACUUUCUGGCUCGGCUGGGAACUUGCUGGAGACACAGAUUACUGGUUCAACGAAGGUGCCGCUGGCAACAUGGGUGUUGUGUCUGAGCACCACGACGCAGAAACCCAAGACAAAUCGAACCAAGGUGCAGAAACUGACAAAGAAACGUCCCUCACAAAACGCGACGACAAAGUCCACGAACUCUACACAGUCUCCUCACCACAACUCUUGCAUCUCGACCUCAACAACCGACCCCUCUGGUUCAACGGCUGGAUCCUCGAUGACAAGUACGAAGAAAACAAACACGUCAAUGUUAGCACCUGGGACGUAUACCUCUCUGAAGUCAAGGAAACCCACGAAGCCGCAGAAUGGAGGAUCGGAGGACAUAACAUGGCAACAUUGAAGAGUAAUAAAGCUUUCGAGUUUACGCAGAAGGAAAAAGAUGUGUUGCAGAUGAUUGUGGAGACGGCGAGGGAGAAUGGGGCGUUGAAGCCUGGACAGUAG
Aureobasidium melanogenum CBS 110374 is the source of this 1620-nucleotide messenger RNA. RefSeq names its product putative alpha-1,3-mannosyltransferase. Gene Ontology annotation, molecular function: alpha-1,3-mannosyltransferase activity. The transcript has 2 exons. The coding region runs from base 1 to 1620 and encodes 539 amino acids. Gene Ontology annotation, biological process: protein O-linked glycosylation. The record is from RefSeq and is a predicted model, not a curated record. Gene Ontology annotation, cellular component: Golgi apparatus. NCBI's taxonomy places the organism in Eukaryota, Fungi, Ascomycota, Dothideomycetes, Dothideales, Saccotheciaceae.